Messenger RNA from Lachnellula hyalina, 4545 nucleotides. RefSeq names its product Anucleate primary sterigmata protein B (gene apsB). The coding region runs from base 1 to 4545 and encodes 1514 amino acids. The record is from RefSeq and is a predicted model, not a curated record. The transcript has 2 exons. Gene Ontology annotation, cellular component: microtubule organizing center. NCBI's taxonomy places the organism in Eukaryota, Fungi, Ascomycota, Leotiomycetes, Helotiales, Lachnaceae.
AUGGCGGAGGAAGGGCAUCACAACCUAUCGAUUACCAUCCCCGAUACCACGCGACCUCAAACUGCCCGCAAGGAUUCGCGCAAAGUCCCCGGUGGCUUUAGCUUCGACGACAUAGAUGAUUUGUCGCCAGACAAGGAAACCUUUGACGAUUCUAUAUUUGCGAAUGCGCUGGCACAUCAAGAGAACAAUCGAGUCCCGCCCCUCGAUCCUACAACCCUCCCCUCCCUACCCCCGCCAACCGACAGCAGUUUCUUAUAUUAUCACAACCAGAGCGGGAGUGGAAACGGAAGCGAUGCGCACCCGGAUACGUUGGACGAGAGAGAAUUGCAUAGGCAUUUGAAUGAUAUAGAGUCUAGCUUUGUAGCUGCUCCAGAGACCAUUGGUUUCCAGGACAGCAAAGGAUGGGACGAUACAUAUCUUUUCGACGGGGCGCGAAAACCAGAACCACCAAAAAUCCCUUCGAGAGGCAAUACCUCUGGCAGAAAUCCUAUAUAUUCAGAUGGCAAUAUAUCCUCGUCGCCUCCCACACCCGAUAAUGCAUACAAGACCCCAGGUCUAACCAGCAGAGACUCAAAUUCGCAAGAAACUACAAUGGAUGUCGGAAAUACCACCUCGUCCCUUGAAACAAUGUCAUCUUCUCCUACGGCCGCUGCUGCAGCUAGAACGGUAUCACGAGCAAUAUCAAUGGCAGGCGUGGGAGGGGAAGGGGAAGAGGGAGAGGGAGAGGGAGAUACUAGCGGUUUGAGUUUGCAGGACUUUUCGGAGAACGAGGGCGGUGGUGAUACUGAGACAACACCGACAAAAGACAAUUCAUUACUUGAUUCUACAGACUCUCGACCAUCCCUCCGUGAGCGCUUGUCAAGCCAGAGUCUCAAUAUUGAUGCUGGAAGUACACCAGGAGCGGCAUUGAUGAAUCGGAAGUUGUCUGGAAAACGACCCAAAUUCCUUCGAAGUAGACAUGCAAGUCAUCAUUCCUCCGUCUCGUCAAUUGCUACAAAUCAAGAAUCCCAGGACGGAAGUGAUAUGACCCUUGGUGCCGACUAUGCACUUCAAUCCGGCGGAGCUGUACCCGCGGCUGGGUUUUCUCGUUCGGCCAGCAUGGCACUGUCCCGAUCUAUAAGCUUGGGCAGCAUGGCUUCGGGAAUUGAGGAUUUCUCUGGUGAAUCUUCAGGUCGCGUACUAGACGCGAGCCUUGCCACGCUGACGGAAGAGGAGCAAAAUCGUGAACGAAUAAGCGGCCAAGAUCUUUCCCCUCCGGAGACUCCCCGAGCCACGAGCACGAAUAGAUCCAUGGCUGCACCUACAGAUACCAUUAUUGCGCGACAUGUGCGUAAUGUUCAGGUUCCGGAAUCCCUGGCAAAGGAAUAUCGUAGUAAGAGCGGUGUAUCGUCGCCUAAGCGAUCAGGGUUUGCUGUGUCAACGCUCGGGCGUAAUGGGAAGAAUCUUACUCUGAAGGAACAAAGCAGUACCAUUGAGAGGCUUUCGAAGGAAAACUUUGAUUUGAAGCUCAAGGUUAUGUUCCUUAGCGACCGCCUGGACAAACUUUCAGAGGAAGGUGUCAAGGAAAUGAUAUCUGAAAAUGUUGAGCUCAAAACUGGUCUUGCUGUUAUGCAACGAGAUAACAAAGCUUUGAAGCGGAAAGUGAAAGAGCUCGAGAAGCAACUCAAGGCUGACGAAGAGAGGCCGAGUACAGCUGUCUCCGGGACCUCGGCUGGUGACCAACCAAGCCCGCGAUGGUUUGAUCAAGAAGGUGCUCAGGAGCGAGAAGAAGAACUUUUCUAUCUCCGAGAACGGGUCGAGGAAUAUGUCACGGAGAUAGAGAAGCUGCGAAAAGAUGGUUUGGCUCGAGAGAAUGAGAAAAGAAAUCUUGCCGAAGUGGUACGGAAUAUGGGUGAACGGCGUGGAAAUCUCGAAGCACGGGAAGAGAUGGAUGUUUGGAAGGAUCUCUUAGAGCAAGAGACUGCACAUCGGGAGCAGGUAGAUGAAGACAACAAGAAGCUUCGCGAAGAAUUGUACCGCCUAAAGAGCGAGACAGCGUCUUCUGUUGCUGGACUCAGUCACACCACCAACGUUUACAACAUCACGAAGAAACGCGCAGGCUCCACAUCAAGACCGCGGUCGGAGAUAUCAGACUCCAUAGAGGACCGCAAUCUCAGUGCUGCCAGCACCUUGGUUGAGGAACUGAGAAAAGACUGUGAUCAGUUGAGGCACGAGAAUGGCGAAUUAAAGCGUGAAGUUAGCGCGCAGACUUCAAUGCUUACAUCGCGGAAUCGCGAGAAAGAGCGUCUUUACCAGGAGAUUGAGGACCUGAAGCUCGCUCAUCGCAGGGGAGGUUCCGUUGCCCCAGAUAGCGUUAUUCUUGAAAGAUCGGCGUCACGAACUCAUCAGCGACCACUAUCACGAGCCAGUAAUAUGACAAGACAAACCAAUCUAGAUGAUUUGGAAAGGGAAGAUCUCGAGAACAAAAAUGCCGAACUUCGAGACCGGAUUAAUGGCCUCAAAAUCCAAAAUCAAGAUCUUCAACGCGAACUUGAAUCAUGCAUGGAAGACUUUGAGCUGGCUGUCGAACAGAAGAAGCAGGCUGAGGAUCUUGCAAAUGAAAUGCAGAAUGCUCUCGAAGUUGCUGAGAGUGAGCUUCUCGAAAUGCAAGCUGAGCGCGACGAAGCACUUCAAGGACAAGAUGAAGCCGAGCACCUUUUUGAAUCCCUUCGCAAAGAGGCUCAAGAAGAGCUCGAUAGUUACGCUGCUGAGACCGAGGCAGCUCAAUCUGAGAUUGAGCGUCUUCAGAACGACUUGGCUGAUUCGACGGAGAAUUUUGCGGCCUUGCAGAAUGAAAUGCGGGAGAUGAGUGAUAGCGUUGUUAGAUUGGAAGAUAGCGAUGAGAACAAGUCAAGGCGAAUCGACGAUCUAGAACGAGAUCUAGAAGACGCAACUCGGGAGCUCGAGCAGAUGGAGAAAAGCCUCCAGGAAUCUAACGACAAAAUCAACCACCUGACCGUUCAGCGCGAAUCGAGUCAGAGUGAGAUUGCUUUCCUUAGGGAGGAACAAGACGGCGAUAAGAUCAAGAUCGGCGACCUCGAAGCUGGCAUAAGGAAAUACGAGCAGAAUUUGCGUGACGAGAGAGAACGUGUUGCUGAGCUUGAGCAGCGGAUGAAGAAUGAACGUCAUCAGCGCGAGAUCCUUGCUGGCAAGAAACAAUCAGAGGUAGAGAAACAGUUUGAGAGAUUCAACCGUGAGAACAAUGGCCUCAGAGACGAGGUUCAGAGAUUUAAGACGAAGUUGCACGAUGCUGCUGGAGACGCCGCUAGCAAUGCACAAAAGGUCUUGGAGCUUGAGACUGGUCUCAGACAGGCACUUGGUGAUCUUCACGGGACCAAGUCUAGCCUGGUUGGCUCAGUCAAUAAACUCACGUCGACGCUGAAUGAAACGGUAAGGGACGUCGAUAAUCUCAAACGAAUUCUUAACGACAAAGACCGUUCAAUCACCAAUAAAGAUGAGCAACUCGAAACCCAGGCUCUCGAAUUACGCCGGCUGGCUGAUAUCGCCGAGAGAGAACGUCAAGCUCAUCGCAAUGUCGCACACCAGUUUGAAACAUACCAGAAGACCACUCACCACACGUCUCGUACCCUCACUCAGCAAGAAAUCCGCGUUUCGGAACUUGAGUCUAUCCGCAACAACAAUCUUAAGAAGAUUUCUAACCUAGAGAACCAAUUGCGAGAUCAAAUGACGGAACGAGGCGUAAUCUUGCUGAAAAUGUGGGAUAAGCUCAGUACUUUGUGUGGCCCCGAAUGGACUCACAAUAACAGCCUCAUUAAUGGCCGUGCUCUCCCAUCCCUCGAAUCAAUCACUGCCAUGCUUCCUGGGUUCGCCAAGAAUCUUUACGCAGCAGUCAAGACAAUCGAAACAAUGAUGGGUGACUUCAAAACACGCAUCCACAAUGUAGAGAAAACCCUCUGGAAGGAAUACCAGACCCUUGAGGAAAACCUAGAAAUCCGGACUAAGCGUCUGGAUCGUCUAGAGACAAUGUCGCGUAGCGGUAUUCCUACCGUGCCUGGGGAUGGGAAAGCGGAAAUUCACAAGCUGAGGGACAGUAACCGUGCGCUGAAGACUGAACUCUCCCAUCUCCGAGCACAGUAUGAUGUCCGAUCCAAUGUCUUUAAUCACCAGAGCCCAAGCCCCUCGAUCCCUACAGGCCCACGCACCAAAGGCUUGGAGAAGACGAGUCGUAACUCGACGAUGACUCGCGCUAGCUCUUCUUCUGCCGUUGAGACUAUUGAUCGCAGAAGUGGCACCAGCAGCGGGACCUGUAGCAGGUUGGCGCCCAUGCCCACGCCAUCGGCAUCGGAUGACAAUAAAGUUUGGCAGUUACGCUUGCAUGAGAUGACGAGCAAGCUCAAGGCGGAGCGGGAGGGCAGACUAGGUGAUCGGGACGGGGCGAUGCAGAGGCUAAAGGAUGCGGACGAGCAGGCGAAGCAGGCUGAGAAACGGAUUCGGGAUCUGGAGACUGAAUUGGGGAGGAGGUCGGGAAUGGAAAUGGGAAGGUGA